UUACAAUAAACAGCAUAUUAGAAUAUUUCACGAGUAAAAGGCAAAAAGUUAUCGAGCGUUCACCCUGACGGGUCUGAACUGACGUAAAAUAUUAUUCACGUUGAUAUUCAUAUCGUUCACAGUCUGGACUGUUGUUUAAUGGAAGGACUUGAUAUUUUUAAUAAUUAUAACAGGCGAGAGUUGAAUCCAGCCAUGUCGUCUCCUUGGGGUAAAGUCUCAAACUCAGCCCCCGUGGAACCUUGUUCACUCCAAGAUGUUAUGAGCGAACAGCUGGCAGCUGACCUACAAGAAAAGGACGAGAUGAAAGAAUGGGAGUUAAUCAGCAGAGCAGAGGCAGACCCAGGGUUAAACUUGGCCUCACUGACGGCAGGAAUUGGCUCAGAAGACACAAAAGAUGAUCACAUGUUGGCCCAGCUUCUACAAAUGGAGUUUGAUAAAGAACACGACCAGGAGGUCCGAGUGAGAGAAAAGCAGUACAACAGAGAUAGCAAAGUGUCCAUAUCCUUCGAGAACUACCGAACAUUGCACCCAGCUUACCGAGACGAAGAAGACGAAGUUGUCCCCACACUUGAUGAAGAUUACGAAGGAGAAAUGAAAUGGGACAAGAAACCACCAAAAUUUAACAGCCAGGGGACGUCAGGCAAAGGCAAGGAGAUGAUCACGAAACACGACUCCUCCGUGUGUGGACGGAGGAACGCAUCGAGAAUGAUGGAGUUUCCACCAGAGUUUGAAGUUGGAGAUGGUGAGGGUAUGGAUAUGAAAUUACCCAAUCAUGUUUACAAUAAACUUAAACUCCACUCAAUCUCAGAAAACAAGAGAAGUCAAAAGCUUCACGAGAAAAAAGAACAUUCGACUGCGGAACAAGCAAUGGAUCCUCGGACACGUCUGUUGUUGUAUAAAAUGGUGAACAAUCUUGUCUUAGACUCUGUUAGUGGCAGCAUCAGUACCGGAAAAGAAUCUGUCGUUUUUCACGCCUUUGGUGGAGAGAUCGCUGGAGAAGCAAUGCCCAAAGAAGUGGCCAUCAAGGUAUUUAAAACCACUCUUAAUGAGUUCAAAAAUAGAGAAAAAUAUAUCCACGGUGACCAUAGAUUCUCGAGAGACGACUUCAAGAAACAGAACCCUAGAAAAAUCAUCAAAAUGUGGGCAAUGAAGGAAGCGGCGAACCUAAACAGGAUGAAGAAGUUUGACUUGCCGUGUCCUGUUGUACAGGUCCAGAGGAAACACAUGCUUGUGAUGUCCUUUAUUGGUGAGGACCAGAAACCAGCCCCUAAACUAAAGGAUGCUGUCCUGACUAUCCCAGAUCUGGAGGAUGCUUACGACCAAACUCUGGAGUUCAUGAAGAAGAUGCAACGACAGUGUAGCUUGGUUCAUGCAGAUCUCAGUGAAUAUAACAUGCUAUGGUGGAAAGGCAAGGUUUGGGUGAUUGACGUUAGUCAGGCUGUCGACGUCACACACCCGCUAGCCAUGGAGUUCCUACACCGAGACUGUACUAAUGUAUCCAAUUUUUUCCGGUCGGGUGGUGUCCAUCAGGUGAUGACCCCUGAGGAGAUGUUUAACCAUGUCACUGGAUUUGACAUUUCUGGUGAGGGCGCCGAUUUUAUUGCUCAGGUGCGACGCUAUGACACAGAAAAAUCUGAAGAGUACCUUCUUUGUCCAACAAAUCGGAAGCAGUUUUCAUUUGACUUUUUCUUUGACAAGUCCCAAAAGGAGAGGGCAGAUGCUCUUAAGGAAGUAGGAUUUUCAGAUAGUGAGGAAGAAGAAGAAGCUGAAAGUGAAGUGAAGUAGGAAUUAAUUUAUAAAGUAAAAACUUGUCACUUCAGAAGGUCUAUAUAGAGAUGUUACUGAACACAGAGUGUGCAGACCGAGCGCUGAGUGCUAUUCUUUUAACCAGAAUAAUCUCUUGAAACUCACAUAAUGAUUGUGUAACAAUGUGGAAAUAAUUUUAUGAAAAUAUAAGCAUUCAGAUGAAUAAGAUUUU
This is a messenger RNA of Pecten maximus, 1978 nucleotides long. RefSeq names its product serine/threonine-protein kinase RIO3-like. The coding region runs from base 139 to 1785 and encodes 548 amino acids. The record is from RefSeq and is a predicted model, not a curated record. Gene Ontology annotation, molecular function: ATP binding; protein serine/threonine kinase activity. NCBI's taxonomy places the organism in Eukaryota, Metazoa, Mollusca, Bivalvia, Pectinida, Pectinidae. Gene Ontology annotation, cellular component: cytosol; preribosome, small subunit precursor. Gene Ontology annotation, biological process: protein phosphorylation; maturation of SSU-rRNA. The transcript is spliced from 10 exons.